CAUUCUUAGGUUGUCCGCCCCUGGUGCACAUUAACUUUGCUUGAACUGUAUUAUUUUUUUUUCUUUGACACUGGUCUCACGAUAUAGCCCUGGCUGACCUGGAAGUCGCUAGGUUGUCCAGGCUGGCCUUGAUUCCUUUCCCAUUUCUCCUGAGAUUAAAGGCAUGCGCCACCACGACUGGUUUGUGUGAACAGAGCUUUGCUGAAAUAAAAUACCACAAAGACACAGUCGCCCUCUACUUUUAUUAUUGUCGUCUUGUUACAGAAGUGCAAGAUUACAGCGAUUCUUUGUAGGAAAUCGUCCGGAUGCUUAGACCUACCGCUGUGUCGUGGGUAAGCGAACCGAUGAUGCCCUGGACAGACGAGAAGCCUUGGUUGGCUUCUUCCCACCACACGCGUGCCAGUCCUCGCGAGGCCCCGCCGAGAAGCUGCUGCUCCUGCUGCGAGGGCCUGAUCUCUGUGACGAGGUCUCCGGGAUCUACCGAUGCCUGGAGCGAGGCCGGGACCCUCUUCAGCAGAGACUCGGCUCCCGGACCUCCCCGCCUUUCCUCUUCCGCUCACUCGGUCCCCGGAAGCUCCCGCCCGGCGCUCACGCACGCGCGCACUUCGGUUAGGUUCAGGCGCCGAGGAGGGAGAACGGUGGAGGCGUGGCUGCGCGUGCGCAGGGCAAGCGAGGACCGGAACGCCCGACUUGGCGCGAGAGUCCGUAGCGGUCGCAGUUCCCAGAUAUACUUUUGACAUCAUGGAUCGAUAUGGAGAUAUAUCAGAAGGUGAAGUGGACCAUUCUUUCUUUGACAGUGAUUUUGAGGAUGUAAAAAAGUGUGACAGUAAUUUAGUUUUUGACAAGCAAAAUGAUGACCUUAAGGAAAGAAUAGAUAAGGACACCAAAAAUGUAAACUUGAAAUUUGAAAUACAAGAUGAUGACCUUAAAGAGAGAAUAGAUAAUGAUACCGAAAAUGUGAACUUGGAACUUGGAAUCAAAACAAAGGAAAAUUACCUUACUCAGAAAGGAAAUGAAAGAAAAGCAAAAGUUUCCUCAAAGGAAUACCAUGUAGAAAAUGAUCCUACACAAUCAAGAAGUUCCUCAUUGUCGACCGCUUCUUCAAGAUCAAAAAAAUUGUGUGAUGCAAAAGGACAUAAAUUACACUUGUCUGUUGCAAAUAGAAUUCCUAAAAUUGUAAAAGGUGAGGACGAUUACUACACAGAUGGAGAGGAAAGCAGCGACGAUGGGAAAAAAUUCCAUGUGAGGGCCAAGUCAGCUAAGCCCUCCAACAAUUUCAAAAAAAACGCAAAUAAAAAGUGUUCCAAAAUCAGUUCCUCCUCUUCUUUGUCUUCCUCAUCUUCAAGGUCAAGUUCAGACUGCUCAGAUACAGGAUCCGAUACCCAUAAAUCUGAUUCACGCUCCUCAUCAAGGAAACAUGCUUCUGGUGUAACCCUCUCGUCACCAAAACAGAGUUGUAAACCAGGAAGAAAAUCAGAGAGUACACAGCCUGCAAGUGCUAACCCAACAGCUAGUAACUACAAUGAGGAACCAGAGGAUGCUGUAACAGACGCAACUCCUUUGUCAACGCCAGACAUCAGCCCUAUCCAGUCGUUUGAACUGGGCACGUCACAUGAUCAGAAAGUAAAAGUUAAAAGGCAAGAAAAUGUGAGCCGGGAUGUAUAUGAGGAUGUGGAGGCUUUAAAACAUGAGCCAAGACCUCUGAAAUCAGCCAGAAGGAAAGAAAAGCAAGGGCAGAAUUUUGCUCCAAAAUCAUCAGUGUUAGAUGCAAAUCUAGACCAUAGAUCCAAACAGAAAGUCUUACAUGACACCAUGGACCUUAAUCAUCUGCUGAAAGGCAGAGGACGUAGCUCAGUAGUACCGUGCUUGGCUAGAAUGGACAAGACCCCGGGUUCAGUUCCCACCACCACCCAACAAAAAUUAUUUGCUUUUCUGCAGUUAGAUAAAAAGGGACCACAAAAACAUCACUUUGAGCAGCCUUCUGUAAUGCCUAGGAAAAACUACUCUUUCACAAGAGAAGAGGUGAGACAGAUUGAUCGGGAAAAUCAGAGGCUUCUGAAAGAAUUAUCAAGACAGGCUGAAAAACCAGGAAGCAAAAGUACAAUUCCCGGAAGAUCGAUUGGCCAUCCCCCUAAGUUAUAUCAUAGUGCUCUCAACAGACAGAGGGAACAACAAAGGAUUGAAAGAGAAAAUUUGGCUUUAUUGAAACGGCUUGAAGCUGUGAAACCAACGGUUGGCAUGAAGCGCUCUGAGCAGCUGAUGGACUAUCAUCGAAAUAUGGGCUAUCUCAACCCUUCCCCAUCCGUUAGACGAGUGAGAUCUACUCUUGGCCAUUAUAGCCCACUGAGAGGAGCUUCCAGGACAUCCAGUGCAACCAGUGGCUUCAGUUGUAAGACUGAUCGAUCAAUGUUGGACGCAUCCAGUGGCUUUUUGCUAAGACCGAAACCCAGGAAUGUUCGUACUGCUUGGUUAUAAAACCUAUUUUUAUGGUAUACAUUGUUCAUCUUAUUUUAACAAUGUAUUUUUAUGUAUUACUGUAACUCUUUGUAAACAUCUGUAAUACUUUUUUCAACAAUUUAUACAAUAAUGAGUAUAAUUUAUUGUUUUUCAGCGCAAAAUUGUUACCAAAACACACUUUGAUGUAAAAAUCAGUGUUUCAUGUGGUGGCGUGUGUGUAUAGGAGCUCUGUGUAUGUUUAACAGAGAACGGUGUUGUGCAUGGCUCUUGCCGUGGAAAUUCACUAGUGAUGCUGACAGUGGUGAUCCCUGUGGGGCCAGGACACACUCUGCUUACUCUGUUGUUUUCAGUUAUUGUAAGCGUUACUGUAUGCGUCUCAUGCCUCUGUGUCUUUAGAGUGCCUGCCACAUGAGCCAUCACUUGGUUAUGUGAUUGUUACACUCCUUAUGAAAAAAGUCUUGAAAUUUGUUUUCAUGGACGAGCUGAUUUCAGUUUGAUGAGGAGGGUGAGCAGCUUGUACUGGUGUAGUUCUUGAUUCACCAGAGGUUCCUCUCUGUAAGAGUUUGAUUUGGCCACUCCAAACCAUUGCACACUGAGUAACAGUGGCUUGCUUUAGAAGCUCCUGUUUUGUGUUUUUAUGCAGUCAGGUAAAGUACUCACGGAUUCUGAGGAAAGAGGUGGCUUUAACAGCCUACUGUAAUCCUGUGGCUGGUUUGUAGCCAGAUCAUUUGCAUCAUAAACAAAAGCAAAUAUUUGUUGGGUCAGUGAGCAAUAUUCCCAGCUUGAAGAACCAAGAAGCAUCCCCAGGGUAUGUUAGCGAGUGUCUGAAAUGAUACUGUUAGUGUGUGCUGUCAUUGUAUACUUGCUGUAUUAAUAGAAGGUUAGAGCCCGGAAGAAACGCUUUAGAAAAACCAGUUAUAAACAAGAAAAACUAAUCACACAUUUCUUAGAGCUACUGCCUUAAACAUUUGUGAAUUUUCUUAGUUUGGUUUGGCUAAAUCCGAGAAGCACCAUUUUUACUAGUCUGACAUCUGAAGGCCUGUUUAUCCUGCUGGGCUCGUGACACAUGACGCAUAGGCGCAAUAGUAUAGUUGACUAUGAAGACUGAAAUAUGUUUGUGUCAGCCUGAAGACAGUUACUUUAUGAACAAAGUGUGGUAUUUCAUAGUCAUAACUUUUUCAUUGCUGGUCUUGUUAGUGUACCUUUAGGACGUAUAAAUAAGUUUCAUAGUCAGUGACACGUUUUUCUUGAAAUAGGAAUUCUCCCCAGCCACAGUGAGCUCUGUCAGGUCUCAGUGCUCCUACAGUGUAGCCUGUCUGCCACACCUGCGUCCCCCUCGUUAGCACCAAGGCCGCCUGUGCUUUACCAAUGCCAGGUCAUACGAUGUUGGUCUUAGUUUAAUAGGUUGUGUUUUAGAGCAGCAAAGGUUGGGAAUGAUGAGGCUAAAAAGAUUGCUGAGCACAUACACCACACACACAUACACAAACACACACAUGGUAGAUGUGCAUACACCACACACACACACACACACAUAUGGUAGAUGUGCAUGCACCACACACACACACACACACACACACAUAUGGUAGAUAUAUAUACACCACACACGCACACACACACACAUAUGGUAGAUGUGCAUACACCACACACACACAUAUGGUAGAUGUGCAUGCAUACACUACACACAUACGUACACACAGCACACACACAGUGAAUGUAACACAGCACGACUGGAGGUUUCUCUGCUGCUUCCUGGGGACUAACAUUAUUUGAGAUCUCUCUCUUUGUUCUAGUAAACAAGAUUUUAUAGCUGCUUUACAUAACCUUCAGCUAUAUAAACAAAGGUUUUAUUUUUGUCUGAAUUUUUUAACUUUUAAAGUUUGUGUGACAACAAAAUGCAGCAUUUUGGCAUUUGCCCAAUAGUGAGUUGGUCACUUUUUACAAUGUAAGUUUGAGGGAAAAGUGUGUGUAUAUAAAACAUUUUCUGUUCCCAGUGGCAUAGCCUGUGAGUACAUUUUAUUUGAUCUCUCCAGGUCCCAUAGAUAAAGCUGUACUUUGAUUUAAAAUGCUAAUUUAUGCCUUAGUUUUUACUAUUUGAAAAAAGUUUGUCUAAGUAUUACUGAUAACAGGGAUUCAAGAAAAGGGCAACCAUCUUUUAAAAACAGUUCACAGUGUUGUAAAUGCUACAUAAUGAUGAUAGGAGGCUGGGUAGGAACUACAAACAGAAUUCUCUGAUGUGAGCUAAGGUUAGGAGGCAUUUGUAGCGGAGGUGUCGUGAGUACAGAGUGUCUCCAGCUUCCCCCGCACAAUAAACACUGUGGAGGGCUGUGGUGCAGGGGCUGGCUUGUCCUUACUGAAGCUCCGCAACUGCAGCUGGAAAGCGUGCUGGUCCAUAGCCAGAGCUCGCCGAGAACUGUUCUCAUCUUUAUCAGAUGUUAUUACCUCCUUUUCUAGUAAGAUUUGGUCAAAGAUUUCAAACUAUUAAAAUUAUUUCUUAAGCAGUAGCUACUACCUCUUUCUCCCCCAGUUUUUUUUUUUUUCGGUCUCCAUUAAAAACUGUUCUUGACAGUUAUUCCACUUAAACUUUGUGGUUUGCCUGUAAAAUAAAGCCAUGCAGCUGUGUCCCGCCCAAGCCUCAAAACGGAUUGGUCUGCUUCUCACCUCCAGAUGGAUGCAGAGCUCCAGAGUAUUAAGGUUGAUGUAGAGCUGAAGAUGAAACUUUAUCUUAGUUAGCGAUCAAACACUGUGUCAUCUUAAUGUAAGUGACUGUAUACCGUCAUAGAAUGUGCUCACUGCUAAUGGCUGAAUUGCUUAUGUUCAUGAAUAAAGAUUAGCAAACUUUUAAACCA
Molecule: messenger RNA, 5303 nt
Organism: Alexandromys fortis (reed vole)
Lineage: Eukaryota; Metazoa; Chordata; Mammalia; Rodentia; Cricetidae
Gene: Cfap97
Product: cilia and flagella associated protein 97
Exons: 6
Coding region: 484-2475 (663 amino acids)
Biological process (GO): spermatogenesis
Source: RefSeq, a predicted model, not a curated record